Molecule: messenger RNA, 1071 nt
Organism: Lathyrus sativus (Indian pea)
Lineage: Eukaryota; Viridiplantae; Streptophyta; Magnoliopsida; Fabales; Fabaceae
Source: the annotation of a GenBank genome assembly
AUGGAAGAUCAACCACAAGGAACGUUACAAAACGUUCUAGAACAAGAAUCUCUCAAGUGGGUUUUCGUUGGUGGCAAAGGUGGUGUUGGUAAAACCACAUGCAGUUCUAUCCUCUCUAUUCUUCUCGCUUCUGUUCGCUCUUCUGUUCUCAUCAUCUCAACCGACCCUGCUCACAAUCUCAGCGAUGCUUUUCAACAGCGCUUCACAAAAACCCCUACUUUGGUUAAUGGUUUCUCCAAUCUAUAUGCAAUGGAAGUGGAUCCUGCGGUUGAGCAUGAUGAUAUGGGUGGUUCUGAUGGGAUGGAUAGUUUGUUCUCUGAGCUUGCUGGUGCAAUUCCUGGAAUUGAUGAGGCUAUGAGCUUUGCUGAGAUGUUGAAAUUGGUGCAGACAAUGGAUUAUUCUGUCAUUGUAUUUGACACUGCUCCAACUGGUCAUACACUUAGACUGUUGCAAUUCCCGUCGGUUUUAGAGAAGGGUCUUGCAAAGAUGAUGUCUUUGAAAAAUAAAUUUGGUGGUUUGUUUAGUCAGAUGACUCGCAUGUUUGGCAUGGGUGAUGAUUUUGGUGAAGAUGCAAUUCUCGGAAAGCUUGAAGGAAUGAAGGAUGUAAUCGAACAAGUUAAUAGGCAAUUCAAAAAUCCAGACAUGACAACCUUUGUCUGUGUUUGCAUUCCCGAAUUUCUCUCGCUUUAUGAAACUGAAAGACUGGUUCAAGAACUCACAAAGUUUGAGAUUGACACACACAACAUCAUCAUUAAUCAAGUAAUCUUUGAUGAUGAAGAUGUUGAAUCCAAGUUACUUAAAGCAAGAAUGAAAAUGCAACAGAAGUACUUGGACCAGUUUUACAUGUUGUAUGAUGACUUUAAUAUUACUAAGCUUCCACUUCUUCCGGAAGAGGUUACUGGUGUUGAAGCUCUGAGAUCAUUUUCAAGACAUUUCACGUUACCGUAUAAACCGUUAUGCAGUACUGAUCAAGUAGAGCGAUUAGAACGUAGAGUAUCAGCGUUACAGGGUCAGUUAAAAGACGCCGAAGAAGAGUUGGAGAAAGUCAAAAGAGGGAAGCAAAAGGCUUGA